Lagenorhynchus albirostris (white-beaked dolphin) is the source of this 1315-nucleotide messenger RNA. It is a transcript of the gene ZC2HC1B, whose product is annotated as zinc finger C2HC-type containing 1B. Lineage: Eukaryota; Metazoa; Chordata; Mammalia; Artiodactyla; Delphinidae. The record is from RefSeq and is a predicted model, not a curated record. The transcript is spliced from 9 exons. Bases 1 to 735 code for a protein of 244 amino acids.
AUGGCUGAGGCAGAACCAUUCUUAGCAGAUGGCAAUCAGGAAUUAUUUCCCUGUGAAGUCUGUGGAAGACGCUUUGCAGCAGAUGUUCUGGAAAGGCAUGGACCAAUACGUAGAAAACUGUUCAACAAAAAGCGUAAACCUUUCAAUUCCUUAAAACAAAGAUUACAGGGCACUGACAUUCCCACUGUGUGGAAGGCUCCUCAAUCCAAGCCUCAAUCCAUGAGAAAAUCUAACUGGAGACAACAACAUGAAGACUUCAUUACUGCGAUUCGAUCAGCAAAGCAGUGUACACUAGCCAUUAAAGAAGGCCAGCCUCUCCCACCUCCACCCCCUCCGUCCAUCAACCUAGAUUAUAUUCGGUGUCCAUAUUGUAUGAGGAGAUUUAAUGAAACCGCAGCCACUCAACACAUUAAUUUCUGCAAGGAUCAGUCUUCUCGCCGAGUCUUUUAUCCAGCCCAGACAGCAGCCAAAUUGGCAACCAGGGCACAGGGUAGGGUUCAGAUGAGUCCAAAAGGAGGAACGACUGUAACCAGUGCUGUGGGAGCUCUGCUGCAGAACAGGGCCCUGGAGGCCAGUGUGGUCCCAACCAGGCCAGGAUUAGCAGUGGACCCUGCUUCUGGAGCAAAACUCAGACAAGGAUUUACUAAACCUAAAAAAAGAUUAACUCCUAGAGGCCAGACUGGCUCCCUAAAAGUCCUCAGCCUGGAUGGCUGUGUACCCAGGAAAGCCACCUAAGGGGAAGGAUGGGGAGGCAUCUGUUUACAUGCCCAUGAUUUCUCUUGAGACAUCAUGUAGAACAAGUAAAUCAGGUAUGUGUUCUGGAAUUGACUGAAGACUCGUAAGCCACAUAAAAGUAUUUAUGGAACCUUCUGUAAAUGGAAUUUGGGAAGCUUGAGCUGAGGGGAGCUGCCACUCUACCACUCUCCGCUUGCUCUGAGAGACUGCCUUCCCUUGGAGAGGUAAGUGGAUUUGUGAACUGAGACAUCCCAGAGCAGUAGAUUCCUACUGACGAGGUAACCUGUGUCCCUCUGUCUCAUUUUCUUCCCCGCAAGUGAAACCGUAGUUUAAGGACCCACCAUGUCAGUUCCACACAUGCAACAGCCCGGCCCCAGGUAGCUUAUCUACAAUGCCUCCCACCCUUUAUGGUCAUCAGUAUCACCUUUAAGGACUGGGAACCAGUUUCUCACAUUUGGCUAAUAUGCUGCUUUAAUGGGCGAACGAACUCAAGGUUUCCCUUUCUCUACCCACCCCCACCCUAUUUCGAGGUAAAACAAGCAAAAAUAAACAGUAUUAUGGGGGAAUACUUUCUGAAGAA